This is a messenger RNA of Trametes versicolor FP-101664 SS1, 422 nucleotides long. RefSeq lists its product as uncharacterized. Lineage: Eukaryota; Fungi; Basidiomycota; Agaricomycetes; Polyporales; Polyporaceae. The record is from RefSeq and is a predicted model, not a curated record. The transcript is spliced from 5 exons. The coding region runs from base 72 to 326 and encodes 84 amino acids.
CCGUCUCUGCAUUUGUCCCCCCUCGUCCUCUCAUACUCCGUCUCUUCUCUCUGUGUACUUCGUCAGCAACUAUGGCACCGUUUCCCUGGGGCAAGUUCUUCAUCUCUACCUUUGGCAUCAUGGGCGUAGGAUAUGCCGUCAUGAAAGCCACAACACCUACACCAGAGCAGACAUAUGCUGCCAUGUCACCCGACUUGCGCAAAAAGGUCGACGCGAAUCGCGCAGCCAGGCUCGCGAGAGAGAACGCUACCCAGCAACAAGUCUCUGCACAGCUCAACGACCCCGACGCACAAAAACCUAUAUGGGCAGACGGCUCAAGAUCAUGACCUCAACGACCCCUUUCCACCACUCCCCGCUUCGGCCCACUACUCGCUUAAUCCUCUUGUAUCUAUCCGCCUACUGGAAUGUAAUCCAACUAAUUC